Molecule: messenger RNA, 2379 nt
Organism: Pseudomassariella vexata
Lineage: Eukaryota; Fungi; Ascomycota; Sordariomycetes; Amphisphaeriales; Pseudomassariaceae
Product: kinase-like domain-containing protein
Exons: 4
Coding region: 1-2379 (792 amino acids)
Biological process (GO): peptidyl-threonine phosphorylation; peptidyl-serine phosphorylation
Molecular function (GO): ATP binding; protein serine/threonine kinase activity
Source: RefSeq, a predicted model, not a curated record
AUGGCGUCCCCAUCCAGCUCUGACGAAGGCGAGAUUGUGGAGACAAACGGCGUUGGCGUUGGUGAUUCCAAGGCAACUUCACUGCCACAGAUUGAUCGAACUGGUGUUGACCGUCCGGACAGAAAUCGAGCUAGACACUCGAGAUCAAGAACACCCGAAUAUGGCAACGACACGAAAUUCGACCACAAUGCUCGCUCGCCCAGAGGCUUCAAACGAUCUCGCAAUGACGACGACUUCCGUCACAACGGGCGACUGAACCCCGAUCCUCGACGCUUUCGUGUACACUACGAGGACGCCCGCGACGAACCCUCCCGCUCUCGCUUCUCGUACGAUGACGAAGUCAAGGCGUCUUCACGAUCUUCAACCUCUGGUCUUCGCUAUGAUGACCGGGACAGAGACAGAGCUAGGAACCGCGAUCCACAGCGUGAUCACAGCCGAGACCGUGACCACUAUCCCGAAAAGCGCCCUCGAAAGCGCUCCAGAUCUCCCUAUAGACCUCCACGUGGUGGUAGUAACCGAGGUGAUCGAUCUCGUCGGGAUGACGACCGCCACAGGCGACCCCUAGACAGAGAUGUUGGCAGAGGUAUCAAGUACGGUCAUCAAGAUAGCCCACAACAUUCACAGGAUCAUGCAGUCUCCAAGCGGGCGACUUCGGUCGAUACUUCUAGUACUUCUAAACAUGAUGCUAAAUUUGGUAAAGGGCACUCGGAUGAAGACAAGCCUGCCAAGGCACCUGCACAGGGACCUGAACAAGAACGCAGGGAGGAACCCCUCGACGUUGAGGCAGAGAUUGAACGUCGGCGUCGCCGCCGCGAGGAACUCCUCGCCAAGUCUCGUGGACCAACUCCAAUGCUUGUCCAAGCCUUGCAUGCCUGCGAAAGAACAGCUCCAUCAUCGCCUGCGCAUACGCAAGCUAGCACGCCUGGUGCAACCGAUGACAAUACUCCGCGUUCUGCCAUAUCAUCUCCUUCCUCGCCAGCUCCCGGUUUGCAGGAGGGCAUGUCCCCUGCUGUACUUGACAUAUCUAGUGAUCAAGAACUCAUCAACACACAUGGAAAGUCUGGAGCUACUGACGAAGACGGCCCCUCGGCAGCCGACUAUGACCCAACAGCGGACAUGAGGGAGGACGAGAUGAGAGACGAGCGUCGCCACGGCCUCAUUGGUCCGCACGGGGAAGUGCUUCCUCUCGAGCAGAAAGCCGAGAUCGCCCUGAAAGAGGAGCCUCAACCUACAAAGAAUGCAAAUGACGAAGAUGAUGAUUUUGAUAUGUUUGCGGACGACUUCGACGAGGAAAAGUUCGCUGCCCCCAAGUCUGUUGCUCAAGUUGACAAUACUUCGGAUGACAGAAAGCUCCCUGCCACCCUGGCUCAACCGAACGGGGGUGGUAUUCUCGAGGGCGACGACAAGGAAGGGUACUACAAGAUUCGAAUCGGUGAGAUCAUGAACGGUCGCUACCAGGUUCAGUCGACCUUGGGUAAGGGCAUGUUCUCCGGCGUCGCUCGUGCUGUGGAUAUAACGAGCAAGAAGCUGGUGGCCAUCAAGAUGAUGCACCCCGAAAAUCGCAAACAUAUCGUCAAGUUCGAGCGUCACUUUGAGCACAAGGGGCAUUUGUGUCUUGCAUUCGAAAAUCUGAGUUUGAACCUGCGAGAAGUCCUGAGAAAAUUUGGAAACAACGUUGGCAUCAACCUCAGCGCAACUCGAGCAUACGCCCACCAGAUGUUUGUUGCUCUGGCUCACAUGCGUAAAUGCACCAUCAUCCACGCAGAUAUCAAGCCCGACAACAUACUGGUCAAUGAGACCCGCAACAUACUAAAGAUUUGCGACUUGGGCACAGCUAUUGAUAGAUCGGAUGCUGCAACUGCCCAUACCGAAAUCACCCCAUAUUUAGUCAGUCGGUUUUACCGAGCCCCUGAGAUCAUUCUCGGGAUGCCGUAUGACUACGCCGUGGACAUGUGGUCCAUUGGCUGUACGUUGUAUGAGCUGUACACCGGCAAGAUUCUAUUCACGGGCGACAGCAACAACCAGAUGCUCAAGGCGAUUAUGGAGAUUCGUGGCAAGUUUAGUACCAAGCUGUACAAGCGUGGUCAAUUGUCACAUAUGCAUUUCGAUGACAUGGGGAACUUCAUCAGCGUCGAGCGGGAUAAGGCGCUUGGGAAGACGAAUAUCAGAGCCCUUGCCGUUGUAAAGCCGACGCGGGAUCUGCGCACUCGCCUCACAGCCGCAUCUGGAGGCAUGAACGAAAGUGAAUCCAGGGAUCUCAAUCAUUUUAUCGACUUGCUGGAGCGAUGUUUGGCUCUUAACCCGGACAAGAGGAUGACUCCAUCCGAGGCGCUCAAGCAUCCCUUCUUUAUGAGCAGGGUAGGCGCACCCGCAAGAUAG